Molecule: messenger RNA, 2090 nt
Organism: Geodia barretti
Lineage: Eukaryota; Metazoa; Porifera; Demospongiae; Tetractinellida; Geodiidae
Source: the annotation of a GenBank genome assembly
AUGGCGACCUCUUCUGCAGCUGGGGUUGCUGGGACAGAACAAAAUGACGAGGGUGGCAGCAGAUAUGAGCAAGAACAAGAGGAUUUCCCCCAUCCUAAGUCCUCCUCCCAAAGCCUUGUCUCGCAGUCCAGUUCUGCAUCUCUAGUAUCUGAAUAUGGGUAUGAUAAGAUCCUGAGAUGGCUCCAUUACGUCGACGAUAAUCUGAAUAAGGUCACCAGUAAGCACCUGCUCACUCUUGGUGCAAGGUCUGAGAUAGGCGAGACAGUAGCUGAGAACUGUAAAGUGCCCUCCGAGUUUUAUGUCCUGUUGCAGCAAAGGAGUUCUACAGACGCUCAGGCACUGGCGCGGUUCAUGUAUGCCCUGCAGAGAUUAGGGAGACGAGGAAAGCACUGCAACAAGCAGUUUCAAACAAUAACCCGUAUUUCCCCACCCCCUACUGACGUGUACAAAGAAAAAGCUAAAACUCCAACUCAAAUGGAGUUCGCUUUCCACCAAUGCCUUGUAGAGAUAUGUGUUAGCCUUGGGGAAGAUCGCAAUGUUUCUGAUCGUUUCAAAAAGUUUGUCUGCCGAUAUGUUCUAGCAGUUCGUGCUAAAAACAAAGAGACGGUAGCAGAAGUGUUUCUGGCCAUGCUGAAGCGAAAGGUUAUAUCGAAAGAAAACCAGGAUCAGCUAGCGCUUGCUCUUGACCAAGUUGGUGCCACACCUGGCUUGGUCAUUCUCAGCCAUUUUCGGUCUCAGUUCGGAAUGGACGACAUUGACAUAGAGAAGCUAACACCAGCCCCCAGACCGGAUAACGUCUCAUUAGCACCAUCUUCAAAUGGAUCCACUAUGUCAGGAAUUUCCAGCCUCAGGACAAAUAGCCCUGCUCGACCAUACUCUCCUAGAUAUCUUCCUGAAACAGACUACCCUGGUUAUAAUGUAUUGGGUGAACAAGAACCAUUCAUUAAUCACCAAGAAGAAGGGGCAACUGAGGAAACAGCAUUGAUAGGCGAAAAUGUCAUCACUCAUCCUCCACCCAGGAAUACACCAUCUCCUGAGCACCAACCAGGUGUGUGCAGAAGGUGGAGAUACUGGUUAGUGACAGUAUUCACACUGGGAUUUUUACUAACUGCUGGUGCAGGCGUGUCUAUGAUUGUGCUAGCAUCCAUCGAAUAUGGAAGCAUACCUUCCCAUACAAAAUUGUACGACAACACAAUAGUUGCCCUGGGAAACGUCCAGAAAUUUACAGCCCAGCACAUCACACUCUCUCAAGAUCCAGGGACCGAUGAGGUAUACAUCCCUCUUACGAUAUACUCUUUUAGUAGAGGCUGUGGCAGUUUGCCUACCCACAACAGCAAACCUGAUCCAGUAACGAAUGUAUCCGUGCAACUUGAGCAGCAGACUGUCAUCUUCCGUGGUUACCUAAUGCCCGAAUCGGUACUGAACUACACUAUCUGCGCAGUGACUAACCAGUUGAAUGGAACCGAAUACCACAUUGAUCUAUAUGUAGCGGAGGAUCUUGAUGAGAAUCUUCACUUUGAUCCAGAUACAUAUCCCAACUCUCUUCAUCGUGAUAUAGCUCUGACAUAUGACCGCAACCUUCAACCAAACAACCAAUGCUAUAGCACAAUUACCCACACGAUCACAAAGAGGGGGCCCUAUUCUAUCGUUCUUUUUGUUCCAUCAAGAGUCGAAGUUCCAUCUUCAAAUAUAAGCUUUUGGUAUUCACAAAACAACCACAUCAAGGUCAUUGAUACCUCAUAUUUGCACGAGAAAUGUAGCAUUAACAAUCGUAGUGAAGUUUGCAAGAUUUCCGUGGGAUCACUGCACCAUUACAUCGGUGUGUUUUGUGUGGUGGUCAAAGUUGGUGACAGCAACUAUGAUAGAUUUACGAGUGUCCAUUCAUCACUGACUGAAUCUGAUGUUGGAAAAGUAUGGUUCUUUGUGGUUGGAGGAUUUAUUGUGGCUCUUAUUUCCUGUAUUUUCAUUCUUUUUAUUGCGCUCAUCUGUUUAUGUUGGCGCUCAUAAACUAUUAUUAAUUGUAAGUGUAUCAAAUUGAAUACUGUGCUUUAUGGCUGUGUCCUGCAAUGGUGAGUGCACGAGACAUGUUG